AAAUGCAAGAAGCAGGUGCGCGACAUCAACCGGCUCCUCAACAGCAAACAACUGAUGCCGUCGACGAAGCGUCUAGAGCUGGAGCGGCGAAUCAAGGCACUGACGGUGAUGCAGACACAACUGGCCGGCUCGCACAAUGACAAGGCCAAUGCGACCAGAUAUCAUGGUGUCAAAUUCAUCGAGCGCAAAAAGGUGCUGCGCAAGCUUGAGCAGCUUGACAAAAAGAUUAUUGCCGCUGACAGGCACAGCGAAGAAUUUGAGGGCCUCAGGACAGAGAAGCGCGAGCUUCUGAUGGAGCUCAAUUACACCACAUACUACCCUGAUGAGGUCAAGUACAUCUCGCUGUUUCCGGCUGAUCCUAAGAGCACCAGCGAGGACACCAAGGAGAGGCAGGCAAAGAUUAAGGAGGCCAUUCGGGCGGCGAUGGGCAGGGGCGAUUUGCCCAAGGAU
Molecule: messenger RNA, 450 nt
Organism: Kickxella alabastrina
Lineage: Eukaryota; Fungi; Kickxellomycota; Kickxellomycetes; Kickxellales; Kickxellaceae
Exons: 1
Biological process (GO): maturation of SSU-rRNA from tricistronic rRNA transcript (SSU-rRNA, 5.8S rRNA, LSU-rRNA)
Cellular component (GO): nucleolus; preribosome, small subunit precursor
Source: RefSeq, a predicted model, not a curated record